Molecule: messenger RNA, 1992 nt
Organism: Morchella sextelata
Lineage: Eukaryota; Fungi; Ascomycota; Pezizomycetes; Pezizales; Morchellaceae
Exons: 7
Coding region: 1-1992 (663 amino acids)
Biological process (GO): DNA-templated transcription; positive regulation of transcription from RNA polymerase II promoter by galactose
Cellular component (GO): nucleus
Molecular function (GO): zinc ion binding; RNA polymerase II cis-regulatory region sequence-specific DNA binding; DNA-binding transcription factor activity, RNA polymerase II-specific
Source: RefSeq, a predicted model, not a curated record
AUGCCGGCGGAACGUCGGAACAGAGCCUCACCGGCAAAUACUACAGUCUGGGCGUGUACAGAAUGCAAGCGUCGAAAAGGAAAGUGUUCGGGGGAGACACCCUGCGCCUUCUGCCAGAAAGCAAACCGAACAUGCACAUAUGAGGCCAGGCCAGUCCGGCUUCCACUGACCAGGAAAAACUUGGACUACCUCCAAGCCCGGUGUGCCAAACUCGAGACGCUUCUCCGGACGCUCGACCCCAGCAUCGACAUCGACACGCUCCUUUCCAGCCCCGACUGCAACUCUUCCGACGAUGGCGACAUAGCUGCAGAGCAGUACGGCGAUGGUGACCUCGAAGAGAUGCUACCCGAGAGCGAGAACGUCUGCGGGUUCGAGUGGCACGAGCGGGAGAUCAACGAGCUGUCGGAUGGCAUGGCCAGUCUCAAUGUUGACAGUCGAGACGUUGGGUACCUUGGUACCUCUUCUGGCGCAGCCCUCCUACGGACAGUUCAUCGUCUGAUUUCUAGACAGAGCGAUUCGCCGCAGCCUUUGUUGUUAACGCCUACACCGUCAAUUUCGAGGAUUGCGCAGAGCCUUACUACAACACUGACGGCGUCGCUCCUGAUCGAUGCUUAUUUCGAACACUAUCAUCCAUCGUACCCGCUUAUCCAUGAGCCUUCAUUCCGGAAUACAUGCAAUAACCUCAACACGCUUCCGCCAUCGUCUUCGUUUCGGCUGGUCUAUGGAAUGGCACUGACGCUUGGUGCAUUCACGGCAUACGAUGGUAGCAACAGUGAUGAAAUGGAUGUCGACAUGAGGAUCUGGACUGCCGUCCGUGGCGGGCUGUCAAUGGCAAGUAUUCUUGAGUCGGGCACGCUGGAGCGUGUACAGGCUCUUGCAAUGAUGGGGCAGUAUCUACAGAAGAGGGAUCGCCCAAAUACGGGGUAUAACAUGAUGGGUACAGCAGUACGGAUGGGGUUCGGAUUGGGCCUGCAUCAUGAGGGUUACCGGUGCGUGAGCGAGACAUUGGGUCGGGAGCAUAGGAGGAGAGUGUGGUGGUUACUGUAUAUUUUCGAUGUCGGCGCGAGUAUUACGUUUGGGAGGCCUGCAGUAGUGAGCGACAGGGCCUCAACAAGGAUUCCGGUGAAUGUGGACGAUGCGGAACUCACGAGCCCCACAUCCCCACUCCCACCUGCAACAAGUGGCAUAACGACCUACACCGCGAUGAUUGCCCACGCCUCACUCGUACGCCUCGCCGCACGAAUCCACAGCUACUUGAUCUCCCGACAGUACCACAACCAGCUCUCACGCGAGCUGAUACACGCCUUCGACACCCAGAUCCACACCUGGCACGCCUCGCUCCCACCCUUCUUCACCACCCCCGCCUCCACCGUCCCCGCGUGGUUCCGCGAGCCGCGCGCAGUCGUGCUCUGGAAAGAGCUCAACCUGCGCAUGAUCAUGUACAAGCGCUUCCUGCCGCUGCUACAGAAGGGCAAGCGGCAGCUGCCCGACCGCGACGCGGCAAUCUGCAUCUCGCUGGCGCUGGAGACCAUCGCGAGCGUGCGCGAGUAUGUAAAGACCGAGACGCUGCGGCGGGGCGUGGCCUGGUACUGCACGUAUUUUGUGUUUCAGGCGGCGCUGGUGCUGGUCAUUGCGGUGCUGAAGACGGAGGAGCAGGAGGCGGUGUGGGCGGAGGGGCUGGAGAGCGCGGAGGUGUGUUUGGAUGCGGCGAGGGGGUGCCUGGGUGAUGGGGCGGGGAGGUGCUUGGAUGUGUUGAGGAGGGUGGGGAGGUUGUGGAGUGGUGGGGACGAGGAGGUGGUGUUGGAGGGGAGUGGUAAUUUGUUGGUGGGUAUGGAGGAGUGGAGUGGUGGCAUUGGGGUGGAUGGGUUGGGGAUUGAGGGGAUAGGGGGCUUUGAUGCAGCGGGUGCGGUGGGUUUGGAGGGAUGGAUGAGUAUGGCUGAUCAGGGUUACGAGGACUUGUUGGAUGCGAAUCUGUUUACCAGUGAUACGUAA